GCAGCCCUCUCGGGACAUGAGUCUACUAUUAAGAUACUUAUAGAGGCUGGUGCCGAUAUUUUGGCAAAAGAUGGGGAACAAAGAUCGCCGCUACAUUGCGCGGUUGCCGAGGGACAUACAGCUGUUAUUGAAGUACUUCUUGAAGCUGGCGCGGAUAUCGAAGCAAAAAACAAGAACAAUGAAUCGCCGCUAUUUAUAGCGUUUCAGAAGAAAAAGGAGUCUAUUAUUAAAAUGCUUCUUAAGGCUGGCGCGGAUAUUGAAGCAAAAAACAAGAACAAUGAAUCACCGCUACAUUGCGCAGUUGCUGAGGGAUAUACAGCUAUUAUUGAACUACUACUUAAAGCUGGCGCGGAUAUUGAAGCAAAAAAUAAGAACAAUGAGUCGCCGCUAUUUAUAGCAGUUCAGAAAAAAAAUGAGUCUAUUAUUAAAAUGCUUCUUAAGGCUGGCGCGGAUGUUCAAACAAAAAACACAGAUGACGAAUCGCUGUUAUUUAUAGCAGCUUGCAAUGGAUCUAAGGAUAUUAUAAAAAUGCUUCUUCAUGCUGGCGCAAAGAUUGAAGUAAAAAACAAGAAUGAUGGAUCACUGCUAUUCAUAGCGGUUCAGGAAAAAUAUGAGUCUACUUUUAUUAAAAUGCUUCUUGAAGCUGGCGCGGAUGCGAAUGUGAAGGGCAGAGAGGGCAAAUCGGCACUAUAUCUCGCGGUUGAAACAGAAGACAAAGAUAUUAUUGAACUACUUUGGAGGACUGGCGCGGAUACUCACUUGGUGGAAAAAAACAGCGAGUCACUGCUGCACAUACCAGCCGAGAGGGGAGAUGGAGACAUGGUUAAAUUCCUUCUUAACGCAGGCGCGGAUGUCCAAAAAAAGCGGCAGGGUGCAUUGCCACUACAUAUGGCGACACGGGUUGACGGCAAGUAUGCUUGGACGGAAAGUCGUUACACUGCUGUGGCUGAGUUGCUACGCAAGGACGCAGCGAGCAUCAACGAACGAGAUGAUCGUGGCUGGACGCCACUGCUUUGUGCAAUGAACGCUCCCAAUGAGUUGCAUGACGGGUACGAUUGGUGGAUAGCAGCUGUUGAACUUUUGAUACGAAACGGCGCAGAUGCCAACGCACAAACAUCAGGAGGGGAAGCAUCGCUGCAUUUCACAGCACAGCAGCAACAUAAAGGAGCAACUAGGCUACUUCUUGACGCCGGUGCCGGUGCUAACAUAAAAGACAACUGCGGCAAAACGCCGCUGCAUAUCGCAGCAAAGCAGCAACAUGAAGAAGCAACCAGGCUACUUCUCGACGCCGGUGCUAAUGUUAACACAAAAAACAUGUGGGGUGAAACGCCGCUGCAUACUACAGUAACGCGGAGAAUUGAAAUAAUAACCAGGCUACUUCUUAAAGCCGGUGCCAGUGUUAACAUAAAAAACAAUUAUGGUGAAGCGCCGCUGUAUAUUGCAGUCACGCGGGGAAUUGAAACAGCAGCCAGGCUACUUCUUGAAUUCGGCGCCGAUGUUAACAUAAAAGACAAUCGCGGCAAAACACCGCUACAUCAGGCUUGUUCCGCGAAGAGCUAUUUUUUAGUAAACUUGUUACUUGAAAAUGGCGCGGAUAUUGAUGCAAAAGAUCAGGAAGGGGAAACGCCAUUACAUAAAGCAGCUCGUGGAGAUCUAAAUUCGGUUGAGUUGCUGAUUUCUAAUAAAGCGAACUUGCAAUCGAAGAACAACAAUGGUCUCACCGCACUGGAGAUUGCUCAAAAUCAAUUGACAAAAGUAGCGCCUGGUCGCCGCUGGUAUACUCAAAAAACCAUAGAUAUGCUAGAAGAGGCACAAAAUCACCUCAAGGGAUGAAUUUGAAUCGUUUUAAUUGAUACUCAAAUGAAUAGUAAAAUGAUCUUUAAAUAUAUCAAUCUAGUUUUUAGCUUCUUUCUCAAAU
Messenger RNA from Trichoderma atroviride IMI 206040, 1918 nucleotides. Lineage: Eukaryota; Fungi; Ascomycota; Sordariomycetes; Hypocreales; Hypocreaceae. The record is from RefSeq and is a predicted model, not a curated record.